Molecule: messenger RNA, 4342 nt
Organism: Panicum virgatum (switchgrass)
Lineage: Eukaryota; Viridiplantae; Streptophyta; Magnoliopsida; Poales; Poaceae
Product: disease resistance protein RGA2-like
Exons: 7
Coding region: 411-3953 (1180 amino acids)
Biological process (GO): defense response to other organism
Molecular function (GO): ADP binding
Source: RefSeq, a predicted model, not a curated record
UUAUUUGAGAAACUGAAAAGCUAUCCAAAAGCUCAGACAAACAUGCCUAGCCUCCCCCGUACGCCGACCCUAUCCCCUCCCCUAGAAUUAAUUUGCUCCCCCUGACCAGAUCUUGCCCAGUGUGCCUCGUCCUGUUCUUAAAUUAUUCACCCGGUCAAGCACAGGAACCAGCGAGAAUUGGAGCCCCGGGACGUCUAAAGGCCUACAGCACCCGGUAGUUGGAUUUGGAGGAGCGGAGCCUCGUCCUGCGAUUUUUGGGGAAGCAGCAGAAGAAGCGUCUCAAGUCCAGGGGAAAGGGAAAACGAGAGGUUAGCGGGCGCCUCUGGCAGGGCAGCGUGCCAGCGUGUUUGACCAUUGACAGCGUCAAAAAGUACCCGUGCUGGCACUGAUGUUCUAGGUCCUACCGGCUCAUGGAAAACUCAGAUGCCAGAGCGUUUCGCCUUGUCAGAUGUCCAAGAUGCCACAGCAUUCUUACGGAACCCGUUGUAGCAGCUGUCUACCGAUGCGGUGGAUGCGGUACUAUUCUUCGAGCGAAAAUCCGCACCGGCAGCACGGCAGAAUCGGCUGGUGCUUCUUCAAGGAAGGGACGUGAUCAGAGUGCCAAUCCUGAAGUCUCUGACAUCUCUGAAGCUCGCGAACAAAGAUGGAGCAGUGAUGCAGAGCGCAGUGCUACAUCUCCAGGCGGCAGUGUCCACUUGACCAAAGGAAGCAACGAUUCUACUUCUGAAUUGCAGAAUGAGAAGAAGAAGACGAGCAAAGGCCAGGCUGCCUUACUCGACGCUGCAACAAUGCACCAUUCAGGUGAAGUGGCAGCGCAACCACUAUUCAACGAUCACGAAGAACCUGCACCCAAAUCAGCUCAAGCCGCACAAUCUGCACGAGAUGUGUCGCGAAAGGAAGAUGAUACCGCCGCCGCUGCUGCUGCCAGAGGAAAGGUGCCGGAGAUUCAAUCAGAAAACUCGGGGCCCUUGUGGGAUCAGCAGAUGUUGAAGACAGCCGAUGAUCUCCCGCUCAGAGCACUAGAGCCAUCUGCGACGCACAAGCUACCGGCAGCCAUGGAGGCCAAGCACCGCCUGCCAGCCCGCAACCACUGCCGUCCGAUCCUGAAGGGCGCGCCGUUCAUCAUCUGCUCCGGCUGCUUCAAGCUCGUCCAGGUGCCCGCCGGCUUCGCUGUCUCCACCAAGACAGUGCACAAACUGCAGUGCGGCUCCUGUUGGACUGUUCUCUCCUACGCCUACAGGGUUCCAGCCAGGAAGAAGCCUGACCAGAAAUCGAUUGAUCAGCUGCGCAUACACAGUUCAAAACUGUGGGCGGAUGCAGCACUGCUCUUGUUGGAGGUUCUCGGCGCCCCCCGUCGAGUCACGAGGAAAGGGCUGGAUACAUAUUCAUGUAGCUCCACAUUAACCGAGGAAGAUUCUAUUGGUACCUAUAAAUAUUCAUAUAAACAGGUUGAGAAAUCGCAGUCUAGUUUUUAUGAGGAUAUACGGGCAUGGUUUGCUAUGGAAAAUCGGUAUGGAGAAGGCCUAGACCACCAUACAUGCAUGCAACAGGUUGGUCCUAAACUUCUUGGUAGAAAUGAUAUGAGGCAAAUGAUUAUGGACAAAUUAUUAUUGGAUAGAAAUGGUGGACAUAACUGUACUGUAAUUUGCAUAAAUGCUGGGAGCGGUCAUGGCAAGACUUCACUGCUCCAUGCCCUUUACAAUGACCAAGUAUUGACUGAUACUUUUGACAAAAGCAUAUGGAUACAACUUUCUGAUAAAUUAGACAUGUCAAUGCUAUUUAAGAAGAUUGUUGAGGUUGCCAUGAAUGACCAUUGCGGCAUUGCAAACCUCGGGUGUCUUCAAGAAAUGGUUAAGGAAGAAAUUACAGAUAAGAAAUUCUUGCUUUUCUUGGAUGAUGCAGAUAUAGAGGACAGGAAAUUUUGGAGUACUGUAUUAGAGGUUUUUAAUGCUGGUGCCAAAGGAAGUGCUGUUAUCAUGGCUACAAAGAGUUAUACCGUUUCUACUUUUAGAGAUGUGGCAACAGAUUUCUUUUUGUUAAAUCCUUUAUCUGAAGAAAGCAAUCUGAUGCUUCUCCAACAAUGUGCUGUUAUGGGCACUGAUAUCCAGAGCAAUCCUGAUUUACUUAUGGUUGCUCAAAGGAUCAUUUCCAGGUUUGGAGGUAAUCCUCUGUACUUGAAGGCUAUUGGUGGUCUUCUGUGCCAUGCAGACAGUUCAUUGGAAAUGGAUAACUUUGAAGGAAAUGGUAUGCCUUUACAGCUUUGCCACGAUGUUUUGCCUAUCCAUCUGAAGAAGUGCCUCGCAUUCUGUUCUUUGUUCCCCGAAGGUUACAUAUUUGAUAAACAUCACAUGGUCCCCCAAUGGAUAUCUCAUGGUUGUGUUAGGCCUGCUGAAGGCUGUGAACUUGAAGAUGCCGGAGUAGGAUAUUUCAAUGAGUUGUUGUGCAGAUCCUUCUUUCAAUAUUCACCUGUUCACAAUGACAGAUUUGUGAUGCAUGAGAUUAUAUACAAGGUGGUAGAGUCUGUCUCUCUUGACAAAUAUUUCAAGUCUGAGGACCCCACGAGCAGCAUACCAGAAAAUAUUCUUCAUUUGUCACUUGUUUCCUCUCAAUUUCGGACUAUUGAACUGAUGUCCAAAACAGAAGAGUUGAAGGAUUUGCAGACAUUCCUGGUGGUGCAACCUGAGUGGCAACCGUACAAGAUUUCUUCCCCCACCUUAAAUCUUAUCGGUUUAGCCGAUUUCUUUCUGAAGUUCACAUCCUUAGAGACGCUGGAUCUGAGCCAUACUGACACUGAAGAGCUUCCAGGGUCCAUUGUUGGCCUAAGAAACCUGCAGUACUUAUCUGUCAGCAACACAAGCAUCAGGGCUCUGCCAUCUGAGCUCUGCUGCCUCAGCAAUCUUCAGACACUGCAAGCAAAAGACUGCCGCUUCCUCACCGGAUUACCUGGGGACACAAAGAAGCUGAUUAGGCUGCGCCAUCUUGAUGUGACCAAAGAUCUGGGCUACGUUCAAUUGCCACAAGGAGUAGCACAGCUGACUGAGCUCCGGACACUGCCAGUCUUCCAUGCAAGCAGUCACCCAUCACACUGCUCGGUCAGUGAGCUGGGAAACUUGCGCAAUCUGAGGGGUUGCCUUCAACUUUCAGGACUUGAAAAUGUCAAAACUGUCAGCAAGACUCAGGAGGUUAAUCUGAAGGAUAAGCAUCACCUAAAGGAUUUGACACUGCAAUGGCACGAUGGUGGCAUAAACAUUGACGAUGAAGACGAAGACGAAGACGCACAAAAUAUGGCUGAGCAGGUGCUUGAAAGCCUCCAGCCGCACACCAAUCUGCAAGAGCUCGCAAUUAGAAGUUAUGAGGGCAGUAUGUUCCCUGCUUGGAUGCAGGGAUCUUCUUCCUUGCCCAACUUAGUGUCACUCACACUGGACAGCUGCUGCAACUGCACCCAUUUCCCUGCCAUUGCCCAGCUGCAAUCACUCAAGUUCCUGGGCGUACGGAAGAUGUACGACGUGAAGAGGCUAACCAACAACACAUGUGGCGUGACCAAGUUCCCAUCUCUUGAGCUGCUAAACCUGUGGGAGAUGUACGGUUUAGAAGAGCUGUUCGAAGCGUCCGAAGGCGACUGCCCUCGCCUGCGCAAGCUCUGCAUCAGCAGGUGCCCGGACCUGAAGAGGCUGCCCUGCGCCCCUUCUUUGACAGAGCUGGUUCUCCACUGCGGCCACCAGCUCCCGGACAUCCCGGAGCUCGAGUCCUUGGUGUCGCUGAAAAUCGAAGGCUUCCACAGCGUCAAGUCGUUCGGCCUGCCGACAUCCGCAGCGCUGAAGAAGCUGGAGAUCAGGUCCUGCAAGGAGCUCUCGUCGGUGGAGGGGCUGACGGCGCUGACCAGCGUUCAGAGGCUUAAGGUAGCAGGGUGCCCCAAGCUUGUUCUGCCAAGAACUGGUAGCCUGACGAGCUGAAUAAGAUUCUUUUCAGAGGGCCAUACCUAGCUAGAAUGUAGAUGCCACUGCAAAAGGAGGAGGACAUGGAUAUUAUAUCAACUGCUUGUGAAAUCUUCGCAAGGAAUGGGUGACAAUUUAGUGAUAGGCUAUGCUUGUAAUCUGUUUCUCAUAUACUUAUGAAAUGUGACUUGUAAUAAUGGCUGGAUAUAUCGUUUCGAUGUAGAAGAUGGGAUAUUCAUAUUCCUUUAUCUAAAAAUCUUUUGAACUUGUUACGUCCGUAAAAGCAUGGGUGAGUAGCCCCUCUGAACUUUGAAGCUGGCAACCCCAGUACUCUGGUCGACCGAAUGUAAUAACGCUUGUGUUAAGCUUUCAAUAAAGUUGGGCGUGAAGCCUUUGGUCGAUUUCAA